AUGGACAAUGUGCAGCCACUGAGUCUUCAGAGAAAACAAUCUCCUUUGAAGGAACUAAAUGAUGUGAUCUGUCAUAAUAUUAAUGUGGGAGCUGAGGUGGAACAUGAUGAGGGUAAGAACAAAUUCAAAAAAAGUGAAGAAGAGGUUUCAGUGGAGCAGGUUUUUAGUACUAUGGUCAAAGAAGCUGGCAUCUCACCAAGACCUAGACAGAAAGGCUCUAAGAAAGGAAAGAAACAAGUAAUCACAGAUACUAUUCCUAUAAAAGUAGUACCAAGGAGAGGUUCUUUAAUGGAGCCUUUUCAACACUUUAGGCAUAUUCAAGGAUUUAGAAGGAGAUUAGGUAUGAGAUAUGCCCAUUACAACUGCAAUGGUAAAAUAUGGUUCGUUGUAAAUGAUAAUGUGGAUGUGGAGAUCCUGCAGGACCUAGAACAACAUAUUACUAUAAAGCUGCUUUUCCAAGAUUGGAAUAAGUCACUUAUGGUAACUAUGGUCUAUGCAAAGUGUGAUUAUCUGGAAAGAAUAAGUUUAUGGGAUAGUCUGUAUAGUUUGACUGAUCAAAUGGAAUUGCCUUGGUUGGUAGGGGGUGACUUUAAUGUCAUUAUGAAUGAAGAUGAGAAGAUUGGUAGUUUACCUGUAUCUCCAGAUGAAUAUGAGGAUUUUGCAUUUUGUAUUAACUCAUGUGAGCUGUUUGAUAUAAAUUAUAAGGGGAGUCUAUUUACUUUGUGGAAUGGGAGGGCAGGUAGUGACUGUAUUUUCAAGAGAUUGGAUAGAAUGAUUGCAAACUCUAAAUUACAAGAUUGGUUUGCACAUAUGGAGGUGCAACAUUUAUCCAAAACUGGUUCAGACCAUGCCCCUUUACUACUUACUUGUGGUGAAUCUUCAUAUCACAUAAGGAAGCCUUUCAGAUUUCUAAAAUUCUGGACAAAACAUAAAUCUUUCUUAGAGGUGGUUAAUCAGGCAUGGAUCACAGAUUUUGAAGGGGAUGAUUUUAUCAGAUUUAAGCUGAAAUUGAAGAAUGUGAAAUCUGCUUUAUAUACUUGGAGUAAGGCAACUUUUGGUGAUAUUUUCAAGCAACUGACAGUAAGAGAAGAGGUGGUGAAAAUUAAAGAACAAUGUUUUGAAGAGGAUCCUACUCCUAUGAAUAGGAUGGUGCUACAGCAAGCACAAGCAGCAUUGAAAAAAUAUGUUCAUUAUGAGGAAGAAUUUUUUAGACAAAAGUUACAUAUGACUAGUUUUGCUGAGGGUGACAGGAAUACAAGGUACUUUCAUAGUAUUGUGAAUGGUAGGAGAAAGAGAUUGCAGAUCAGAAGAAUUCAGAAUCAGCAAGGGGAUACUAACAAUCAGCUGGUAAGCAUGCCAACUUUAGAGGAGGAGAAGAAGGUUGUAUUUGAAUUAUCUGUAGAUAGUGCUGGUGGUACAGAUGGUAUGACUGGAAUAUUUUAUCAGACCUUUGCUGAUAUGAGACCAAUCAGUCUCAGCAACUUCAUCAACAAGGUUAUUUCUAGAGUAGUUCAGGAUAAACUGGAAGGCAUUCUACCUUCUCUGAUAUCUCCCAACCAGUCUGGAUUUGUUAAGGGCAGAUGCAUCAUUGAAAAUGUCCUUCUAACUCAAGAAGUUGUAACUGACAUUAGACUAAGAGGAAAACCAGCUAAUGUUGUACUUAAGCUUGACAUGGCUAAAGCAUAUGAUAGAGUAUCAUGGAGUUACUUGAUUAGAGUUUUAAGGAAGAUGGGAUUUGCAGAAAUUUUCAUAGAUAUGGUUUGGAGGCUGAUAGCAAAUAAUUGGUAUUCCAUACUCCUUAAUGGUCAAGCUUAUGGUUUCUUUCAUUCCACCAGGGGUGUAAAACAAGGAGAUCCACUCUCUCCUGCUUUGUUCCUCUUAUCUGCUGAAGUUUUAUCUAGAGCAUUGAAUUCUUUAUUUGAGAAUAAUGAGUUUAGAAAUGACACAAUAAUUUUUUCAUCUGCUGAUGCUAGAUCCUUGGAGCUAAUUAUGGAUGUAUUACAUGCAUAUGAACAGGUAUCAGGCCAACUUAUAAAUAAAGGCAAGAGCUCAUUCUAUGUAUACAGUAAGGUGUCGAAUGUGCUGAUACAACAGGUGGAGAAUAUUACUGGUUUUAAAAGAGGCACUUUUCCUUUUACAUAUUUGGGUUGUCCUAUCACACAUUCAAGGAAGAGGAAGGCUGAUUACAAUGAUCUGAUCAAGAAAGUCAAGAAUAGGUUGUAG
Lycium barbarum (goji berry) is the source of this 2223-nucleotide messenger RNA. RefSeq lists its product as uncharacterized. The coding region runs from base 1 to 2223 and encodes 740 amino acids. The record is from RefSeq and is a predicted model, not a curated record. Lineage: Eukaryota; Viridiplantae; Streptophyta; Magnoliopsida; Solanales; Solanaceae. The transcript is spliced from 5 exons.